GAACCUGAGCCUCUGUGACCAAAGAGCAAGAGAGACAUCCCUGAAUUGCCCCGUUUGCCUCCUCGCUCACUCGGACCACUUCUCCCCGCUUUCAGAGGUUUAUGGGUGGGUUUAUGACUAUGCAAAUAGGUUCAGAAAAGUGAAAACAGGGACAAAGCAAUGGACUUCGAGAAGAGGAAGGCGGCAACGCUAGCUUCUCUUAGCUCAGUGGAAGCUGAUAAAUCGCCAAAAGGCUCCUUGGACACACCCAUCAUCCCUCUCCUCAACACCAUCAAUCAACACCCUUGUUUCUACACUACCAGUUCAUGCUCUGGCCGAAUCUCUAUCCUUUCGCAACCUUUAUUGAACCUCAACACUGAUGAGCAAAAACCCAAGAAAAAGGCUAGAGGAGGUUCUUGGCUCUUCGUCUCCCACGAUCCUGCUGAUCCUGAUUCAAUACUCAACCUCCUUUUCCCCUCCAAGCCAACUCCGUCUUCUGUUUCAACUGAGCCGUCUGAACUUGUCUUCAGAUUCGAGCCCCUCAUCAUUGCUGUUGAGUGCAAAGACCUCUCUUCGGCCCAGUCGCUUGUUUCUUUGGCUAUUUCUUGCGGGUUCAGGGAGUCGGGCAUUACUAAUGCUAACAAGCGUGUGAUUAUAGCAAUUCGGUGUUCGAUAAGAUUAGAGGUGCCUCUAGGGGAUACUCACAAGAUUAUGGUGCCGCCUGAGUAUGUUCGGUACGUUGUUGAAGUCGCAAAUGAUAAAAUGGACGCGAAUAGGAAGAGAACCGAGAGGUUUUUUGGAUUGUUGCAGUCCAAUGGCUUUGUAGGAUUUAUGGCUGCGGAUAAUAGUAAUAAUAUGUCUAUAAAUGAGUCAUUGAAUCCUACUGAUGUUUCCGUGCAUGAAGAAGGCCUCGCUUGUGAUAAUGAUUUUCCUGGUUGUAGUCUGCAGAUCGUCCAUAUUGAAAUUGUUGGUGAAUCGGCAGAAAAGCUUUUCCUUUGGGGUCAUUCUGCUUGUGCCUUGGAUAAUGCCAGCCACAACAAAGUAGUCGUGUUUGGUGGCUUUGGAGGCAUGGGGAGACAUGCAAGAAGAAAUGAUUUAUUGCUGCUUGAUCCAUAUUCUGGUAAUCUGGAAACAAUCAGAACUGUUGGUGAUUUGUCAUUAUCUCCCCGCCUAGGCCAUACAUCUUCCCUGGUUGGAGAUGACAUGUUCUUGAUUGGAGGCCGGACUGGCCCUGAUAAGAUUCUGAGCGAAGUUUGGGUCCUUGAUACAGCUAAGAAUUGUUGGAAGUUAAUGCAAUGUGGAGGCAGUGACUUUCUUCCCAGGCAUCGUCAUGCUGCAGCUGUUGUGGGCUCAAAUAUUUAUAUAUUUGGGGGACUCGAUAAUGAUAAUAUAUUUUCCUCCCUUUAUAUUCUCGACACAAUUAACUUAACGUGGAAAGAGGUGCCAAUUUCUGGGGACUGGCCCUGUGCUCGUCAUUCUCAUGCAAUGGUGGCACAUGGUUCUCAGAUCUUCAUGUUUGGUGGACACAAUGGUGCAAAAGCACUUAAUGAUCUGUAUAGCUUUGAUAUUCGGAAGGGUCAGUGGAAAAAAGAAAAGACCACUGGAAGGAAUCCCCAUGCUAGGUUUUCCCACUCAAUGUUUGUCUAUAAAAAUUAUCUUGGAGUUAUUGGUGGUUGUCCAGUUAGACAGAAUUUUCAAGAGGUGGCUUUACUUGAUUUGAAGCUUCGCCAAUGGAAGCAUGUAACCCUUAAUUCUGUUGGCAAGGAUUUAUUUGUGCGCGGUACAGCUUGUGUCAUUGGCGAUGAUCUUGUUAUUGUUGGUGGUGGUGCAUCUUGCUAUGCAUUUGGAACCAAGUUUAGUGAGCCAGCAAAAGUUAGUUUGCUCCCUUUAAUGCCUUCGUGUGAUGAUCAUAUAGAUGUUAAAAACAAAACAGUGCUUAUCAAUAAUCAAAAUGAUGGGGAAAAUAAGACUAUGAUCCAAAAUUUUGAAGAACCGCAACUUGAGCAUGUACUGGAUAUAGCUGACAAUGGUAGCAUGCAUCCUGAUGAUGAAUCACCUGUCACAAAUGACCAAUUUCAGAUGGCUACAUCACAUCAUGUUCUGAAGCUAGACAAGAGAUUUGCAAAAUUAGGGAAGGAUAUAUUGAAAGAAUUUGGAUGGUUGGACCUAAGUAGGAAAGCAUACUCACAGGAGGAUGGAUUACAUAUCUGUUUUCCUGUGAGUAAUGAUUUUUUUCAUAUAUUUCAUGCAAGGAAGAAUCGUUCAGGAGACACAAUUGAAGGAAAAGAUGAAAUCUCCAAGACAUCUAAAGGAAAUGGAUGCAUGUUGAGUGACUUAUCUGGUCCAAAAGCCUUGAGUCUUUUACAUGAAUAUGGUGCAAAUAUACAGGAAGACGAAGUUGUUGAAGUCAGAAAAGCUGCAAAAACUCCUUUGAAAGUGAUGACUGAAGCAAUAGCCACUUUGAUUGAGCAACAUGGCCUCCCUGCGCGGCUGCUAGAGGAAUUACCGACAAGGUGGGAUCGACUUGGAGAUAUUGUUAUACUUCCAACUACGUCUUUCAAAGAUCCAACGUGGAACUCCAUUGCAGAAGAGCUUUGGCCCACUGUUGCCAAAUCACUUAAGGCGAAUCGCCUUGGUCGCCAGGGGCCAGUUGCAGCAAACGGUACAAGAGAUAGUACAUUGCAGAUUCUCGUUGGAGAUAAUGGAUGGGUUGGCCAUCGGGAAAAUGGAAUACUCUAUUCUUUUGAUGCUAGCAAGUGCAUGUUCUCAUGGGGCAAUCUUUCUGAGAAGCUUCGGAUGGCCCGAUUAGAUUGUCAGGAUGAGAUUAUAGUAGAUCUGUUCGCAGGCAUUGGAUACUUUGUGCUGCCAUUCCUUGUCAGGGCCCAGGCAAAAUUUGUAUAUGCUUGUGAGUGGAAUCCUCAUGCCGUAGAGGCGCUCAAACAUAAUCUGAAAGCAAAUUCUGUGACUGACCAAUGUCUCAUUCUUGAGGGAGAUAAUCGAAGUUUGGCUCCCAAAGGUGUUGCUGAUAGAGUUUGUCUGGGUCUCCUUCCGUCUAGUGAAUGUAGUUGGGUCACAGCCGUGAGGGCCUUAAGGAGUGAAGGUGGAGUGCUACACGUGCAUGGAAAUGCAAAGGACACGGAGGAAGGCCGGUGGACAGAGCACUUGUUGAAGUCAAUACAAGAAAUUGUUAGGUCUGAAGGUUAUUGUUGGGAAGUUUCUAUAGAACAUGUGGAGAGGGUUAAGUGGUAUGCUCCACGCAUUCGCCACCUUGUUGCAGAUGUAAGAUGCAGACAGACCCAAAGAUAGGGAAUGGCAAUAUAUUCAAAAGUCUUCGGAUAUACCAUCCUCAGUUAUAGAGCCUCUGCUGAUCUACUCUGAUCCCAGUCCACACACACAAAUGCCUAAUCUGAAUCAUGCAAGUCCAAAGAAUGCUGUGGAACAAGUGAACGAACUGAGUUAAUUGGACUGGUAAAUGUUGUAGAUGAAGCAGAAAGGAGAUUGAAUGGAUAGUUUCUGGUUUUGGUAGUGAUAAUUUAUAUUGAAGUUUCUGUGCCGUUUGCUGCAUAUGCUAUUGCGAUUUGUGUUCUUAAUGCUCAUCUUUAUGUUUCGAAAUGGGUCUUUUAUCUGGUUUCUAAAAAGA
This is a messenger RNA of Neltuma alba, 3619 nucleotides long. RefSeq names its product tRNA wybutosine-synthesizing protein 2/3/4. Gene Ontology annotation, molecular function: protein binding; tRNA methyltransferase activity. The record is from RefSeq and is a predicted model, not a curated record. Gene Ontology annotation, biological process: wybutosine biosynthetic process; tRNA methylation. The transcript is spliced from 9 exons. The coding region runs from base 160 to 3285 and encodes 1041 amino acids. Gene Ontology annotation, cellular component: cytoplasm. NCBI's taxonomy places the organism in Eukaryota, Viridiplantae, Streptophyta, Magnoliopsida, Fabales, Fabaceae.